Rhodofomes roseus is the source of this 1344-nucleotide messenger RNA. RefSeq lists its product as uncharacterized. The record is from RefSeq and is a predicted model, not a curated record. The coding region runs from base 1 to 1344 and encodes 447 amino acids. Lineage: Eukaryota; Fungi; Basidiomycota; Agaricomycetes; Polyporales; Fomitopsidaceae. The transcript has 12 exons.
AUGAUUAUCAAGCCAGAGGGCCCACGAACAUUCAGGAUCCUGCUAACCGAGGAACGGUCACAUGUAAUCAGAUUCUACCACAGCGAUCAGCCGUAUUACCAAUUCACGAACUUUGCACCGUAUGCCAUCCACUGGGAUGGCCGCAUGUACCCCACUGCAGAGCACCUGUUCCAGGCGCACAAGUUCAUGCCAAACCGGCCAGACCUCGCAGAACGCAUCCGAUUCUUGCCCGACUCCCGUUUUGCGCUCGACGAAGCGCGGAACCUCCGCGCAGCGCAGCGCUCCGACUGGUUCGACAUCAACGUGAGCGUCAUGGACGACGUCCUCGAGGCGAAGUUCGCGCAGCACCUGUCCCUGCGCGACACGCUCCUCAGCACCAGCGAUAACGAGCUCAUCGAGGAUAGCCCGGUCGAUUCGUUCUGGGGAUGUGGUCAGGAUGGCCUGGGGAAGAACGAACUGGGGAAGGCGCUCAUGCGGCUGCGCGAGAAGCUGAGAGCUCAUCCGGCGCGCAGGCAUUUCGCGUGGACGUCUCCCCCGCCAGACCGAGAGCGUCGCUCAGAAGGGGUCCAGCCUGUCCCGGAAAAUAGCCACGGGAUGACGCAUGCCCAACUACUGCCUGCACCUGUGAAGGAUCAAGGGACCAGCCAAUGGCAUUCCCCGGAGUGGUGGGGAUACUGGUCGGACGUUUUGAACUACGCACAGGACGCCAUCCACGCGGCAAACGCCAGCACCUUGCGCCUCGACAAUGCGUGCCUGUACAGCCUGAGCGUCCACACGCCGUCCACGACCCCAAGUGAGGAGCGAGUGCUCUUGAUCACUGGUAUUGUCCUCCCAGACCGGUCACGCCACCGAGCUACCGGGCGCUCCCCGCCAGCGGUCCCGGAUCCAGGACAAACAUCUCGCAUUCUGUUCUACCACCGCGACGAGCCUUACUAUGAGUUUACGAAUUUCGCUCCGUAUGCCAUCAACUGGGAUGGCCACACAUACCCGACCGCGGAGCACUUGUUCCAGGCCCACAAAUUCAUGAGCACCCGAGCAGACCUGGCCGAGCGAAUUCGCCGCCUCCACAGCUCGCGCGCCGCGCUCGAGGAAGCAGGUCGCCUGCGCAGGCUACAGCGCACGGACUGGUUCGACGUCAACAUCGGCGUCAUGGACGCAGUCCUCGAGGCGAAGUUCACGCAACACCUGAAGCUGAGGGACUUGCUUCUAAGCACGGGACAUCGUGAGCUCGUUGAGGACAGUCCGGUUGAUUCGUUCUGGGGCUGGGGAAAUGACUGCAAAGGGAGGAACGAGCUCGGCAAGGCGCUCAUGAGACUCCGUGACAAGUUACGGAGUACGCCCUGA